AAAAGCGUGUGCAUUUCAAUUUUCCCCUAAUUUUUUAUUCAACAGAGAGAGAAAAAAAGAAGGGGAAAACAGAGAAGAGAGAAAAUGGCUACUCUGAGUAUUCCUCCAGUUUUAACUACGCCUCGCGAUGAUGCCAUGCACCUUUACAAAGCUUUCAAAGGAUUUGGAUGUGAUAAAGCAGCGGUCAUUAACAUCCUUGCUCAUCGUGAUGCUACUCAGCGUGCUCUUAUUCAACAGGAAUACAGAACUAUGUAUUCUGAAGACCUAACCAAACGCUUGGUCAAAGAGCUUAGCGGUAAACUUGAGAAAGCAAUCUUGCUAUGGAUGUAUGAUCCAGCAGGAAGGGAUGCUACCCUAGUAAGGCAAGCUUUGAGUGCUGACUCCAUUGAUCUCAGAGCUGCCACUGAAGUGAUAUGUUCACGGACUCCUUCUCAAAUAGUACAUUUGAAACAACUUUACCAUUCCAUGAAUGGUAUCUACCUGGAGCAUGAUAUUGAGCUUCACGCAUCUGGUGAUCACAAAAAGUUGCUUCUAGCAUAUGUAACCACAAUGCGCUAUGAAGGCCCAGAAGUUGAUAGAGCUUCGGUUGAUCAUGAUGCUAAAGCUCUUUACAAAGCUGGGGAGAAGAAACUGGGAACUGAUGAGAAGACUUUUAUACGAAUUUUCUCUGAAAGAAGUAGGGCACACCUGGCUGCUGUUAGUUCUGCUUAUCACAGCAUGUAUUCCAGGAAGUUAAAAAAGGCUGUAAAAAGUGAAACCUCUGGACUCUUUGAGUUUGCUCUCUUGACUAUUUUGCAAUGUGCUGAGAAUCCAGCAACAUACUUUGCAAAGGAGUUGCACAAGGCAAUGAAGGGCUUGGGGACGAAUGAUACAACUCUCAUUAGGAUAGUAGUCACGCGAACUGAGAUUGAUAUGCAGUAUAUAAAAGCAGAGUACCAGAAAAAGCAUAAGAAAUCUCUUAAUGAUGCUGUUCAUUCGGAGACUUCUGGUGAUUAUCGGGCCUUUCUUCUAUCUCUUCUGGGGCCUGCUCACUGAAUGAAGAGUCUAUGCCAUGCAACAGGUGUUAUUAG
Solanum verrucosum is the source of this 1070-nucleotide messenger RNA. Its product is annotated as annexin D5. Bases 85 to 1035 code for a protein of 316 amino acids. Gene Ontology annotation, cellular component: cytoplasm. The transcript is spliced from 6 exons. Gene Ontology annotation, molecular function: calcium ion binding; calcium-dependent phospholipid binding. NCBI's taxonomy places the organism in Eukaryota, Viridiplantae, Streptophyta, Magnoliopsida, Solanales, Solanaceae. The record is from RefSeq and is a predicted model, not a curated record.